Larimichthys crocea (large yellow croaker) is the source of this 2703-nucleotide messenger RNA. It is a transcript of the gene hmga1a, whose product is annotated as high mobility group AT-hook 1a. Bases 215 to 502 code for a protein of 95 amino acids. Gene Ontology annotation, molecular function: DNA binding; transcription coregulator activity. The record is from RefSeq and is a predicted model, not a curated record. Gene Ontology annotation, cellular component: nucleus; chromatin. NCBI's taxonomy places the organism in Eukaryota, Metazoa, Chordata, Actinopteri, Sciaenidae. The transcript is spliced from 5 exons. Gene Ontology annotation, biological process: regulation of DNA-templated transcription.
UCUAGUGCUGUUGGUGGCCCAUUUAUCAUAUCUCCGCCCUCCAGUGUUUCAGAUCCCAUGAGGGCGGCUCUUUAAAUUGCCCCAAAACUGCUCCUGGCUGGCGCCUUUUCCCCCUUAUCUGCAGAAGACAAGACGUACACGUGCUAUUUAUAGGACGUCGUAAGAACAAACUUCUCAACCUGCUGGACUGGGCAAAAAAAAAAGCAAAGCAAACAUGAGCGACAAGGGGACAGUCUCACCGAAAGAGAAGGAGGCAACAGAGAAGAGGGGGCGUGGAAGACCCCGUAAGCAGCCCCAGGAACCAAGUGGGUCCCCGACUCCAAAGAGGCCCAGAGGACGGCCGAAGGGCAGCAAAAACAAGACAGCCAGCAAGGGCAAAAAGGCGACGGCGGCUCCAUCUGCAGGGGGGAAACGCAGGGGAAGACCUAAGAAGGAGGAGAAGGAAGAAAAGGCGUCCCAGGAAUCAUCUGAGGAGGAAGAAGACGAAGAAGAGGACCAGUAAUUCACAACGCAUGCUACCUCACUCAACAUACUGACUUACUGUUAACCAGAACUGGGCUGUAUCUCCAACACCAGUGCCACCACAUGACCACUGUUCACGACAAAGCCCUCUUUUUUUGCCAAAAGGAGGGUUAACCACAGUACAAAUAUCAUGCAACAGCACUGGAUAGAACGAUGGACCUUGCUCAAGCAUAGAUCUAAGAAUUUACAUGAAAGGUAACAGCCCUUUUCUCUACAUGUCAUGUUAUCACAAGUCUUUUAUACUGGACAAAAGUGUGCUCAAAGGAGCCUGGACGUUUCCAUUUUUUCCCCCCCCUAAAGAUGGUUUGUAGGACGUUUUUCCUCUUGCUUUAUGUUACUUAUUUGUUGUACCCGCAUCUGAGAUGGUAGGGCAUAUAGAUUUCUCUCCAUGUUUUAUACUGGACAAAGGUGAAUUUUACCUAUACUUGCUGUUUUUUUUUUUGUUUGUUUUUUUGUGUGUGUGUGUUUAUGUGAAGUGGUUAACCUAUCCGUUACAUCGUAUUAUAGAUGGAGUUGAGCUUCAGCGUUUAGGAUGAGAAUAGGUAACUGAUGGUAGAAGUGGGUCCCCCCCCUUUUUUUUCUUUCUUCAUUUCUAACCUGCAUAACUGAUUUCGCCCUCCCUCCUUUUCUUACCAGUAGAGCAGAAUCACCUUCACCCCUCCCUCUCUUUCUGUAGGACAGUUUUUUUUUUUUUUAGAUUUACCUCCGCUUCUCAAACUUCUUUCGCAGUCCUCGGCGUGUAGAGGGGAGAUGUAAAAGUGUAUCGUUUAGUAAAACAGAACAGUCUGAUCAGACUUACUGUUGUUCCUUCGGGUUACAUACCAUUUAAAAAAAACAAAACGACAAAAAAAAAAAAAAACAUGAGUGUGCUGCUUUUCAUGUUAUAAUAAACUCAAAUCUUUUUUGGUAUAAUGUGUGUUUUUAAGGAUAGAGUUGGCAGAGUUCUAGGCUGAGAGCAUCAGUGUCAUUUCUUCAGGGAGCUUUUACAAAUGCUGUUACAUUGGCGUCUUUGUCUUCACAUGGUCCUCAGUUUCCAAGCGCUCACUCAAUCACUCGCAAAGGCAAAUUGCAAUUGGUCAAACAAGGAGUUUGAUUGUAACAGAGGAUAGUUGGUGGCACUACUAUCCAACAGGGCUGUGCGUUUUUUUUUUGUUUUGGUUUUUUUUUUCUUUUUCAUUCCAUCAAGCUCUCACUGCUUCACCUCGCUUGGUCCUUCUGUCAUCACUUAGUACAGUAAUAUACCUUCGCUAGUCUUUUUUUGAAGAUGUGUGUUGUAUGCUGUCUGCUACAGGAAAAAAAAAAAGAUGUUUGUGUAUUUCUAAGUGUCAGGGAACCCGCGGUCACAGUCCACUUAACUGGGUUUUUCCACACACCUAAGCUGCUACAACCUCAGUUACGAAACCCGGAAAACUGCAAACAGGUGAUACAAGGCCUGGAAUUUCAUACCUCACUCAACAGCUUACUUUACCAUAUAAUUGCAUUUAACUGGUUUUCUGUUGUUUUUUAAAUGUAACCUCUGGCAUGAGUUGGAAAGAUGUCGUUAUUACAAAGUUUUUUUUUUUGUUUGUUUUUUUAAAAACCUGACUGUAAUGAGGUGUCUAAAGAUAUCAAGUUUGUGAUUGUGUGUGCAUACGCAGCACGUCUUGGCUCGUUCAUAAACCGGAGCUUGCAGACAGGUUGUAUUAAAUGUGUGAAGCAAGUCAGGGAGACCUGUCAGCUUGACAACUGUGUUCGCUGACUGUGGUAGAUUAGCAGGUGUGUUUUUAUCAGUUUAAAAAAAAAAAAAAAAAAAAAAAAUCUUCUGGUGCACUGAAAUAUUGGUUCAGAUUUUCAUGGACAAAUGUUUGUGUGUUUGUGAUAGACUGGGCGCUCUUUCCACUUAACUGUUCUGUUGGGCCACCGUGUGUUUGGCACUACCACACGCAGCCACCCUCGCCAUACUCAACUACAAAAAAACGGUCAUUUCAUGUCUUUCUCAACAUCCUCCAACUACUCUUUACAAUACCAAUGUCAUUUUACAUCCCAACAUCUUACAUCCGUUCAUUUAUAUACUGUAAACUCAACAGGAUGGGAUCAUUCUUUUUAAUGUACACCGUAUAUAAAUGUACAAUGUCUAUAUUUCUAUGGUGCCCUACAACAAUUUGUAUCAGAAAUGGUCAAUAAAGAGAAUUUUCUUUGUCA